AUGGCGCUGCCAGUGUCAACAGUCGCGCUGGAGAUAUUCGUAGACGCCAAUCCCGAAGUAUGGUUCUCGCGGCUACGAGACCAAGCACAUUGCAACGAUCUCAACCGAGCAAAAUCGGCGGUACGCCACCGAGAGAUGUUCCUCGUCGAUCUCCUGCAGAAACAUGCCGGCAAGCCCGAUGGCCAUUAUCUGAUCUCUGCUCAAACACACCCUUCCUUCCCCAGGGUCUUGGCAAGGGCUAUGUUCAAGGACAAGUCCGCGAUAUGGUCUCUCCCCCAUUGCAGCAACAUCACAUUGUCCAAAGAGGAGCAGGAGGAAGCCGACUUGACAAAACGAUCUCGCGGUCAAGUAGAGGCGAUGUCGGAAUAUGACAUGGUGAGACGGAUGCAUGAAGAGGGUUGGAUAGAGGAGGCAGGUCGUGCUCCGGUGACAGUUCCUGGGCCAGAAUGGCAAGUCAGUUUGCGAGAGGAGGUCGAUGAAGCGCUUGUCUCGGCCAUGGACGUGGAGACCAAGAUCUGUCAGCGUUUCCAGGAAGUUCGCAGAAGGGCCAAGAUGAGCCCAGGGACGCUGCCCUUAUGGGAGGAGUUGGAGAAGAUUGAGGAAGAAAUUCAGAAAGUCAAGCUUCUCAAGGGGCUUCUAGGGAGCCUGAACCGUUACCUCAACAGCCGAAACAGGUCGCAAUCUCCUCUGAAAGUAUUAAUGAUCGACCCAAUCAGGGCCUACCUCUCGACCACCGUACACCUGUUCUGGGCCAUAGCCAACCUCUUUCAACUGGCCUCCUCAUCGUGUUUAGAGAUGCCCAAGCCAAACAAGGAGAAGGUGAGAUCGGAUGGGGGUGGAAUUCUGAGGCGAUAUGUGGCGGCCGUGCUGUGCGCGGAAAAGGGAAGCCAGAUAAUCGACGCCCAAGAGGGUAGGAAAAGGAUCAUGGAGACCAUCAAGGCUGGAUCGAGAGGCACCUACAUUGAUCCAGCACUUCAUUGUGGGGACUGGUGGUAG
This is a messenger RNA of Neurospora tetrasperma FGSC 2508, 996 nucleotides long. RefSeq lists its product as uncharacterized. The transcript has a single exon. Lineage: Eukaryota; Fungi; Ascomycota; Sordariomycetes; Sordariales; Sordariaceae. The record is from RefSeq and is a predicted model, not a curated record. The coding region runs from base 1 to 996 and encodes 331 amino acids.